CGCGCAAGUGUUUGACGACGAGGCUUGUAGUAGUAGUUGAAAAAGGUUUUGCCAGUUGAAGGCAAGUGCACACAUGCAUUCUAGUUAUAAACUGCGCACUAUUCCUUUGCUCUAAGCAAUUUUGAGCCUCCGAAGCCUGCAUUAGGACAUCGUAGGAGUUUCAGCACCGCAAGUUACCUAUAGGACGAGCCGCAGCAAAAUCUUGGUCACUUCGUUUUCAAGACAUUCCCGCCGCGUGGUUUUCAUGUGUGGAAUUUUCAAACCGGACUGAACGUUGGCCAGAGUUUUUUAUUCUUCAGGAGAAACGGUUCGGUAUUAACGGAACUGCAGUGUUUCAUGCAGUAUUAGCUACGAAGAAUAAUUUCUAGCAAAUGUGUGCGGAUUGCAAGGAUUUACAGUGAUUCAGCAUCAAUCAGCCAUGAGUAGCAAACUGGAACGCGUUCCCACCUUUCCAGCUCUGACAUUACCGGCCGACGCCAGAGUCAUCGUAGACCGAAAGGCGCUCACAACCGACGCCAUUGCUGUGUCGGAAUCAGAGCCACAGAAAGAAACUUCGUUCGGUGACAGAGUCGCAAAGGCGUGCCAGUCUGCGUUCCUCGGCGUCCCGUCGUUCCUGCUGGGACUCUUUCCGUGCAUAGCAUGGAUCAAAAGCUACAACCUCCGUAUGUUCCUUCUGCCCGACGUCCUCGCCGGGCUUUCAGUCGCUGUUCUUCACGUACCACAAGGUCUAGUGUCCGCCAUUAUAGCCGGAGUAGAUCCAGUUCUGGGCCUGUACAGUUCACUCUAUCCCGCAAUUAUCUACGUUAUUAUGGGCCGUUCACCUUAUGUAUCGAUGGGCAUGUUUCCUGUAACAGCACUCAUGACAGGAGUGGUGGUCCAAAAAUACGGCAUGGUCUCGGAGAACGCGACGGCCUCAGACGGCGCUGGAGCCCAGCUAUACACUGAACAAUCUGGGACUGAAGUGGCCAUUACACUUACAUUAUUGAGUGGCAUUAUUCAGGUAGCCUUGUGGCUGUUUCGGUUGGACCGGUUGGCAGCCAUCAUAUCUCCCGUAAUGGCCGAGGGAUUUCUGACAGGCUGCGCAAUCAUGGUCAUUGUCAGCCAGCUACCGUCCGUUUUCGGAAGCGGCGUCCAGUCGAGCAAAGGCCUUUUUGAUACUCCACUGACUGUCUACUACGUGGCGAAGAGUAUUCCACACAGCAACUUCGCCACGGCACUACUCUCUCUGGCCGCAUUUCUUGUACUCGUCGUCUCCAAGGGAGUCAUCGCUCGCCAGAUGAGACGCUUCACAGCGGUCCCCUUGCCAUCCGACUUAAUUCUGGUCGCUGUUGCAACAGCGACUUCUCAUUUCCUCGAGCUGGACACCAAACACGACGUGAAAGUGGUUGGACAUAUUGCCUCAGGGUAA
This is a messenger RNA of Dermacentor silvarum, 1408 nucleotides long. Its product is annotated as sulfate transporter. NCBI's taxonomy places the organism in Eukaryota, Metazoa, Arthropoda, Arachnida, Ixodida, Ixodidae. Gene Ontology annotation, cellular component: membrane. The coding region runs from base 419 to 1408 and encodes 329 amino acids. Gene Ontology annotation, biological process: transmembrane transport. The transcript is spliced from 6 exons. Gene Ontology annotation, molecular function: chloride transmembrane transporter activity; sulfate transmembrane transporter activity; bicarbonate transmembrane transporter activity. The record is from RefSeq and is a predicted model, not a curated record.